GGCGACUGUACGUUCCCCGUCACGUUCACCCCCUAAAGUCGGGCUUGAAGUGUCCACGGCAUGGACGCUGCUCGCGUCAAGGCACAGCUGCGCCUGACCUCACAACGUUUAGGGCAGCUACAGGCAAAGAAGGACUCUGAAGGCCAAAUUACUCGCGGAGACAUCGCUACUUUGUUACGGGACGGAAAUGUAUCCCUUGCUCGGGCCAAGGCAGCAAAGCUCAUCAAAGAAGAUGCACUGGGAGAUGUGUUAGAAGUGUUGGGAAUGCAUCUGGGCGUUGUGCUAGACCACUUUCAUGAGUUAGAGCGUAGUACACCCCCAAGUCCAGUCAUGGUGGAAGCUGCAUCAACUAUCAUAUUCGCGGCCCCCCACCUUGAUUCUAAGGAACUCCAUGUCGUGAGGGAUAUUCUUGCUGAGGCACUGGGCCCCGACUUUGCGCGCUCAGCCGUCACAAAUCGCGACAGCUACGUGUCUGAGAAGGUCGUACAAGCUCUCAACAUACCCAACCCUUCUAUAGCAGAUUUGGACGAGUUUCUCAGCAGCAUUGCGAAAGCGACAGGUGUCAAGUGGACCCCGGAAUUGAUGCCAGAACAAAGAGUGGAUGCGCUCUCUGAGCUUCUAGACCCGUCUUCGCCGACACCUGUUGUUGAUAUGCCUCGGUUGAGGUCCUUGUGUGUACAUGGCAUCCCUGAUCAUCCACCGUGGCUGAGACCUAGGAUAUGGAGAUUGCUCCUUGGUACCCUUCCGGUAUUGAGGUCCAGUUGGGGAACUGAAGCUAAGAAACAUAGGAAUGAUUAUUAUGAUCUCGUGCGCCGACUACUGGAGCCGUUCUCUACCCUUCCUCCCCCUUCGAAGCCGCUAGCUCCUUUAGAUGACGGCCUGUUGAAUGUGUACAGGGAAUUGAACCGUGUUCCGAGGGGUCUUUUUGAAGCACUGGAGGAAGAUACUGAACAGCCCGAGCCUUCUCCGCUGGACGAUUCAGCUCCUGAAGAUAUUAGGAUUUCCUGUGCCGGGAAUCUGAACGCCCGACUCCGAGCUAUCCAGUUGGCUGAACAUGGUGGACCUGCUGAGCAGUUCACGCCAGAGAUUCGUCUUGAAAGUGAUGACGACGCUGAGCCUCAUCUUGCCCAGCGAACUCUUCUUGAUCAGACAGCUCCUGGCGUAUCAACGACAUUGCACCCUUCGCACGCUUUCAGCGCUGCACCUGCACCGGAAAGACAUGCCUCAGCCUUGCUUCGUCUACUUUAUAUCCAUUCUCGCCUUAAUCCAGCUAAUCGCUCUCCACACAUCGCGUCGCUCCUGCUGCCCCUCUAUACCGUCUUGAGCAGGGAAAUUGACUCGCAGGAUUUGCCUCAUAUCGAGGCAGAUACGUUCUGGGUCUUCGAGGCCAUGGUCGGCGAGUUUUCCGAGUUAGAAGACGAGGAGGGCGGUGGAGUUUGGAUGCAGAGACUCGGUGAACGUCUUGCGUGGGCAGAUGAUGAUUUAGCUUCGAACCUAAGGGCAAAGGGUUUGGACCCGGCUCUCCCUCACUAUUCAUACCGCUGGCUGGCUCCGUUGCUCACUCACACCCUCCCGCUCACGGCUGUCUUCGCUGUGUGGGAUGCCCUCUUUAGUCGACCCCAGGCGACCAAGACUUCGAAUCCGAAGCUGGAUUAUCUACUUGAUAUAUGCGCUGGCAUGUUAAUUCGGGCCAAGGGUCCUCUCACUAGGCUCGGAAAGCCACAGUAUAAGUCAUCUAGCCUUUGGGCCGAAGACGAUACACUUCCACCUCCAUCGCCUCUGCGUGCCUGGGAACUGAGCGACGCUUUCAUGGAAGGCAUGGCGCUUUUGCAGACGUAUCCGGUGGAUGCUGUGGGGGGUAUCGACAGCGUACUGGAAACUGCGCUAGAAUUGCUCCGUCGUCGAGAAAAACAAAUGAACCCGGCCACGGCAGUAAACACAACUCUAGGCGCUCGAAUUCGAGACACAAUCUGGAGAGGUUUCACGAACCAAGUGACCGAUGUAUCACCCGAGGAAGAUGGAGACACAGAGGAUGAGGACGAAGAUGAAGACGUCGAUUCCUCUGAUGAGGACGGUAACGAAACGGAACCCGUUCAGGCCCAGAGGAACUCGGGUUUGACUUCGCGCUUGGCAAGUACGGUGUGGAAGGGUAUCACGAACCAAAGCUCUAUGGAAGUCCCGUCUUCUCCUAUGCCUCCAAGUUCUCCCUCUCCAAGUUCGGCUUCACUCCCGUCGCCAAAGUCAGAGACCAGUCAGUCCUCUGCUUUGACCUCCAGGCUAGCUACAUCUGUCUGGAAAGGAAUCACCAACCAGAGCUCGAUGGAAGUACCGCCGUCGCCCAUCCCACCGUCGUCUCCAAUGAGCUCAGGUACACAGUCGCCACUUCCAGAUACUCCGAGUACAACAUAUGGCCGUUCGCCGUCGCUACCUCGUAGCAGUAUCUGGGACUAUGCGGAGAAACUCAAAGAUUCUGAUACAGCAGCAACGCUAGCAAAAGUAAGCACGAAUUGGAAAGUGAAGGCUUUGCAGGCAUGGAACCGCACUAGCGCCCCAGGAACAGCAAGUACCCCCUCAACUCCUGCCGCUAUGUCAUCCGGACUUUGGGGACACUCCGCGGAUGAUCGCAGGGACUCGUUUGGGUCUACCGUCUCCGAGCAGGUCGGCGGCACAUCCAACAGGGGGCAUGUCUUCCGGCCAGGUCAUACCGAUCUCUACUCCCCUCCUCCUAGACCCGCUUUCUUCCGUCCGCCUCGUGACAGCAUGUUCCCCCAACCCCGAAGAGAGAUGUCAGAGUCCUCCUCACAUGCUGAAGACAUCUCUCCGCAGUCAGAGACGGGUAUCUUAGAAAAGACAAAGCAUCUUCAAGCAUCCCUCGCCUCUCUGACAGGUUUGCAGCAUCCUCCGCCAAAACAGACACCAAGGACUGGGCCGCGACCCCUGCUUCUGAGUUCAUCGUCAUUAAUAACGGCACCCAACGGCACGUCGAAGGUCGUUAAUGUCUCGAGCACGCCCACACCACAAACUAGACAGACUAAACAGUGGUCGGAGGUCAUGCAGGCCAGGGGCCAUCCAACGCGAAGCGCCUCUCAAUCCUCAGUUUCCACGACAUUGUCAGUGUCCCGACCCGGCGAUCGCAGCGACUAUGAGUCAGAUGCCGCCGGUAACCGGACCAGUCGAAUUGUGCCCCUCCACAGAUCGAGGUCUCCUAUGGCACCCAAUUUCAGGUUCGCCCAGAAUCGACCCGUAUCGACUUCGUCAACUGCGUCUUCAGAUAACGGACCCUCGAGGCCCUCGAGCUCUUACGCAACUGCUCGAAGGCAGGCGGACAGCUCUUCGGAAAAGGGUUGGGGCAGGGUAGACCUUCCGGACUCGCCUACCACUCUUCCUUCUUCACCCCCUCCACGGACGCCAACCUCAUCCGCGUUGUUUAUGAACGGGGUGACGAUCGAAAAUCCUGAACAGCAGCGUGGGUCAGUGGUUCUCAGCCCAUCUCAUGAACCGACGCUGGAGCCUCCUUUCCAAGGUAGAAGUGCUGCCAGGAGGAAGACACCCCCAUUAGCUGAUGUGGAUGCGAGCGAGGCAUCGGAUUCGUCAGCUCCAACCCCUUUCAAAAAUUCUCGACUGCGAUCUAAACGUGUUCCCGCGCGGCUAGCAGCCUUACGCAUUGAGGACGAUAUACAGCCGAACACAGUAAUUGAACAAUCGGAUCAUAGUGCCAACUCGUUGGCACCAGAGCCAACAGACUAUGAUUUAGCAUCGACUCCCAGGGCCACCGCUUUUGACUUUAACGGUGGAUCGACGGUAUCACCCCGGCCCCGUUCGCCUCGACGGACGCGUAAAACAUCGACCGAAGGGCGGGAGAUCCGAACGCGUAAAAUCUCAGCGGAAGGAAGAGUUCGGAAAACAUCCUCUGAUAAUCAUCGUCCCACCGACAGCGCAGCGGAAGAAGGUGACGACGAAGGCUAUAAUGAUCUACUGAGCGCAUACGAAAGUGAAGACGGCCCCUAG
Molecule: messenger RNA, 4008 nt
Organism: Gloeophyllum trabeum ATCC 11539
Lineage: Eukaryota; Fungi; Basidiomycota; Agaricomycetes; Gloeophyllales; Gloeophyllaceae
Exons: 12
Coding region: 61-4008 (1315 amino acids)
Biological process (GO): protein transport
Source: RefSeq, a predicted model, not a curated record